Molecule: messenger RNA, 907 nt
Organism: Orycteropus afer afer
Lineage: Eukaryota; Metazoa; Chordata; Mammalia; Tubulidentata; Orycteropodidae
Gene: TP53RK
Product: TP53 regulating kinase
Biological process (GO): protein phosphorylation
Cellular component (GO): nucleus; cytosol; EKC/KEOPS complex
Molecular function (GO): protein serine/threonine kinase activity; ATP binding
Source: RefSeq, a predicted model, not a curated record
UCCGGAGAAAGCCGAGGGGCUCCCAUCGGCGUCGAGGCGCGAUCAUGGCGGCGCCCAGUGCUACUUCGUUGGAGAAUAGCGAGGACCCGGCGCCCGAGGCUGAGGCGCUGGUUGCUGCCCGGGAGCGAAGCAACCGCUUCCUGAGCGGCCUAGAGCUGCUGAAGCAGGGCGCCGAGGCACGUGUGUUCCGAGGCCGCUUUCAGGGCCGCGCGGCCGUAGUGAAGCAUCGCUUCCUGAAGCGUUACCGGCACCCGUUGCUGGAGGCGCGGCUCAGCCGCCGGCGGACGGUGCAGGAGGCCCGGGCGCUGUUUCGCUGUCGCCGCGCAGGGAUCUCUGCCCCAGUUGUGUUUUUUGUGGACUAUGCUUCCAACUGCUUAUACAUGGAAGACAUUGAAGAUUCGGUGACUGUUCGAGAUUAUAUUCAGUCCACCCUGGAGUCUGAAAAAGCUCCCGAAAGUCUCUUCUGCUUAGCCAAGACAGUUGGGCAGGUUUUAGCUCGAAUGCACGAUGAAGACCUGAUUCACGGAGAUCUCACCACCUCAAACAUGCUCCUGAAACCCCCCCUGGAACAGCUGAACAUCGUGCUCAUAGACUUUGGGCUGAGUUUCGUUUCAGCACUUCCGGAAGAUAAGGGAGUAGACCUCUAUGUCCUCGAGAAAGCGUUCCUCAGUACUCAUCCCAACACCGAGACUGUGUUUCAGGCUUUUCUGAAGAGCUACUCUUCCUCCUCCAGAAAGGCCAAGCCAGUGCUAAAAAAGUUAGAUGAAGUCCGCUUGAGAGGGAGAAAGAGGACCAUGGUUGGAUGAAAGAAUACGUGUGACAGCCACACACAGGUAUUUAUUUCAAAGUAAACUUGAAAGAAUGCUAUGAAUCUGAGUGAAGAUCUAAAUAAAGAUGUUGAGAUAUU